AAUCAUAACAGUCUGUUAAUUUCCGUUUGAUGUUUCUUUGAUGUUUUUGGCGAUACACAUUUUGCACUAUGCUUGUCCAAUGUUUCAGUAAUGCAAACAUGAGGAUGCAACAAUGAGUGCAGCAUUUGAUUUAAUAUUUUGGCAUGUGACAUUUUGAUUCCUCAAUAAUGGCUGGAAGAACUCAGCAGCAAGCUGAUCGUACAAGACGAAAAAGAAGUCGAACUCUGCCACCCGUGUAUACCGGAAUAAGUGGGUCAUUUGAGGACAAAGACAAUGAUUUUGUUUGUCCAAUAUGUUUUGAUAUCAUAGAAGAAGCUCACAUGACCAAGUGUGGUCAUACAUUUUGCUACAAAUGUAUCAAACAAAGUUUAGAGAAUAGUAAUAGAUGUCCUAAGUGUAACUAUUUAAUAGAGAGUUCAGAUCAGAUCUUUCCAAACUUCACAUUGAAUGAAUUAAUAAUGAAACACAGAGGAAAACUAGAAGAGAAAAAGAUAAAGGUAGAAAAUAAUAUACAUGGAGGAAGUACAUCUUGGUAUGACAUGAUCACAGAAGAUAGUUUAGAUCUGCCGAAUGUCAAUAACCUACUGGAGAUUUUACAGACCAAGAAACAAAAACUUGAAGCGGACAAUCAGCUAUCCCAGCACAUGAUAUUGAAAGACUUUUUACAUAACGUCAGACAGAAAAAACAAGAGCAACUGGAUCAACUUCAGAAAGAAUUAUCAUUAAUAGAUGAAGAUUUAUCUAAAGUGGAGGUGAUGAUUUCAGAAACAAAGAGAAAAUUUUCAUCAUUUUCAGAUCAUCUAGUUCCUAAUGGAUUUGAUGUGGCUACAGAUAAUGGUAGUCAAGAUGGUUUUAAUGGUAGUAAAAAUGCUGGAAAACCUUUCUUUAACACAACACAUGCAGCAAGACGGAAGAAAGUGGACCAGCAUUAUGAAGAUUUAGAACAAUGUUAUUUCACAAUACGACAGAAAAAACUGUUUGAAUUUGAAGACAAGAGCAAUGGUUUAGAUGAAUUUACUGAAAGUCUUUCAAAAUUUACUAGAUUUAGUUCAUUCCGACCAUUAGCCACACUUAGUUAUGCUAGUGAUAUGUAUAAUGGAUCUAGUAAUAUUGUAUCCAGUAUAGAAUUUGAUAGAGAUUGUGAUUAUUUUGCUAUAGCUGGAGUUACAAGAAAAAUUAAAAUAUAUGAAUAUGAUACUGUGAUAAAGGAUGCUGUAGAUAUACAUUAUCCUGUACAUGAAAUGGUGUGCAAUUCUAAAAUCAGUUGUGUUACUUGGAGUUCAUACCAUAAAAAUCUGCUAGCUAGCUCAGACUAUGAAGGGACAAUCACCCUAUGGGAUGCUUUUACGGGUCAAACUUCUAAAAUUUUUCAGGAACAUGAGAAACGAUGUUGGAGUGUAGAUUUCAACAGAAUGGAUCCUAAACUAUUAGCUUCAGGUUCUGAUGAUGCCAAAGUGAAAUUAUGGUCCACCAAUACAGAUCAUUCUAUAGCAUGUUUAGAAGCCAAGGCUAAUGUGUGUUGUGUAUAUUUCAAUCCAGAAAGUCGUUAUCAUUUAGCAUUUGGAUCUGCAGAUCAUUGUGUUCAUUAUUAUGAUUUACGGAACACCAAACAGGCUGUGAUGGUUUUCAAAGGGCAUCGGAAGGCAGUAUCUUACUGUAAAUUCUUAAAUUCUCAGGAAAUAGUUUCUGCAUCAACAGAUAGUCAGUUAAAGCUGUGGGAGGUCAGUAAACCAUCCUGUCUACGGACAUUUAAAGGACAUACUAAUGAGAAAAACUUUGUUGGACUGGCGACAGAUGGUGAUUAUAUAGCUUGUGGUAGUGAGAAUAAUUCCUUGUUUGUUUAUUAUAAAGGAUUAUCAAAGCAACUGUUGACAUUUAAGUUUGAGACUGUUAAAAGUGUGCUGGAAAAGAAUAAGAAAGAGGAGGAAGUGAAUGAGUUUGUUAGUGCUGUUUCUUGGAGACCUGGCUCCAAUGUUAUGGUUGCUGCCAAUAGUCAAGGAACAGUAAAAGUGUUAGAAAUGGUAUAGCAGCCAAAACGAUAUUUAUCUAUGUACUAAAAACAACAAACAGUGCAGAAGUUUGGACUACAAACAAAAGAUUUUUGUGCUAGAGAUAAAAACAAUAUUAUUUUGAUAAAUUUUUAUUUUUAAUGCAAUAACAAAAAAGGUUGUUAAAAACUGAAGUGGCAUGACACAUUCUCUAUUCCCACUGUAAUUCAGUGGCAAAAUUAUUGUACAUUCUCUUUUUCCACUGUAAUUCAGUUGCAAAAACAUUGUGCAUUCUCUUUUCCCACGUUUACUCAGGUUGUUUUCAUGUGCCAUUUGAACUUUUAGUAUUCAGAAAGAUAAAGGUUGUAUACUAACAAAAGUCAUGAUCAAACCUACAUAAUAUACUUAAGGGGACACUAUUAAUUUAUAUUUGGGGUUUAGGUUCAAGUAGAGAAGGCUAGUAUAAGAUAGGUUGCAGUAGACUGCCAUAUGGACAUGGUCUAUAUUAAGGCUAAAAACUCAUUCAAUAUCAAUUUCAGGCCAGUAACACUGCUGUUGAUUCAUUAUAACUAGACAUUCAUAAUUAUGUAUUGUUCUGUGUGGAAUAUUAACUUAGACAGCUGUUUGUGUAGAUCAUUUCUGUAGUCUUUUCAACUGUCUGUUUUUGAUAACAUCAUUUAAGUAAACAUACCUUCUAACUUUUCAAAAUCUCCAUAGGGGAUUUUAAGCGCAAGAGGACAAACCAUUCCUCUUUUAUUGUCAUUAGUGUUUGUAAUCUACUACAAUAUUGUUUAAAUGAGUAUAUAUAUAUAUAUAUGCUUAAAUACCUUUUAAACUCCUUUAAAUGAAUGUUUUGAGGUGUUCAGUUCAUAUAAUAAAGAAUUUCAAAGUUAAGGUCACCACCUCUUAUGGGGGAUAUCCCCCAUAAAUAGGGAUAGUUGGUAGGUCUGAGUAAACUAUGUAAUUGUCUAACUAUCAAUGUAUUGUCCCGUUUACCAAUUACCUUACCUUUCAAAUCUUGAAAUGGAAUCAUAUUGGGUAUUUCAGUUUUAAAUCUCAUAUUUGAUUUUCAAUUGUAAAUUACAGAUGUUGAAAAAGCUAUGAAAGCUUGGGACUAAUCUAAAGGUAAAUUCAGCCUUUAACAGUAAUUGUGGCUUUGUCAUGAAAUUAAAAAAAAAAAUGAAUGUCUAAUUAACCUUCAGUGUAGAAUGGUUUUGAGGUGUAAAUUAUUGCAUAUUGUUAACCACUGUUUUUGUAUGAUUGUAUUUUGUCUACCUCUUUCUCGUGACCACCAUCUUUACAAAAAUAUAUUGUGUUGUUAAUGUACCUCAAUUAAGAGAUCACAAUUACUCUGUAAUGACGUAAGUUACACAGGUGUGUUUUACCUGUUGUGGUUUCUUAAUACAGGUACAUCUUACCUGUCAUGAUUUCAGUAUACAGACUUUACUGUAUUGUUGUUCAUUUCAUUGUGCCACAAGUCAUUUUAAAUGAAUUUUGUAUAUUUUUUUUGUAUGUUAAGUUUCUUAUUUAUUAUAAUUGUUAAACUAUUUAUAACUUAUUUCACCCUAAAUUACUUCUGAAAGCUUAUAAAAGUGGUAUUUAUGUAAUGUAUUGUAUAUGAAUUGAACCAGUUAGAAAUACAAUGUAGGCUUAAUGCAAAUAGACAACUGUUAAAUUUAAUAGGAUGGUGGGGUUUGAAUAAUAUUUAGCACCAGCUAGCCAGAAAUAAGAUGAAAAAUUUGCUGAAGAAGCUUUUCUGAUAUAUUCUCUCAUCUACAUAACUUAAGAAAUUCUUUCAAAUGGAAUAUUGAUUGAUUGAUGUUAUUUUAAAGAAGAAAAAAUGAUACAAAUGUGUGUUUUUUUAAUUUAACAUGAACUUUUUAAUGUAACUUUUAUCUGAUAUGAGCUUUAUUCACUUGAAAAUUUAAAUUUUUAAUAUGAUUUUCAGAUUUUGCUAUUAGGAAUUACACAUUUAAAAUGAAUUUUACCCGAUAUGAGUUUGCAUAUUCUCAUGUAAAUUUCAACAUGAAUUUUAAUCAUUAUUCUGACAUUUUGAUAACUUUAAGAAACAUUUUAUGAACAGAUACAUUUAAAUGAUAAAAUUUAAGUUUUGAAAUGUAUGCACAAGCUCUUUCCACAUGAAAUUGUGUUAAAAUUUAAGUUUUGAAAUGUAUGCACAAGCUCUUUCCACAUGAAAUUGUGUUAAAAUUUAAGUUUUGAAAUGUAUUCACAAGCUCUUUCCACAUGAAAUUGUGUUAAAAUUCAUGUAAAUUUUACAAACAAAAACAAUUUAUAUGAGCAAUAUUUUCCUGUAUUCAUAGGUUAAAUUUAUUAAAUGGAAAAAGAUUAAUACAGUGCUACUAUGAGUGUACAAGUAACAUAUCUUUAGUCAAUAUGCUAGUGUUGGGUGUUAUAGUGUACCAGUCAAUUAACUUCAGUCCAUAGGUCAAUGUUCAAGUUAAUUAGAUAAAAUUUGUGUCAGUGUUAAUAUUAGAGUGUACAAGUUGAAUAACUUUAAAUCAUAUCUCAGUGUUUGAAUUUUGUCUAUAUGUCAGAACAUACUAGGUGUUGAUGUUUACAAGUUAAUUUACUUUAGUGCACAUGUCAGUGUUGGAUUGGACAUGUUGAUUUACUUUAGUGCACAUGUCAAUGUUGGAGUGUACAAGUUAAUUUACUUAAGUGCACAUGUCAGUGUUAGAGAGUACAAGUUGACUUACUUUAGUGCACAUGUCAGUGUUGGAGUGUACAAGUUGAUUUACUUUAGUGCACAUGUCAAUGUUAGAGAAUGCAAGUUAAUGAAUGUCAGUUCAUGUGAGUAGAGUGUACAAGUUAAUAGAUUUUUGUUCAUAUGUUGUUGUAAGUGUGAACAAAUUUAUUAACUUGAAAUGAUAGUUCUUGGAUGUAAAAAUGUCUACAGAUCCUCUGUAAACAAGGUUUAUAAAAAUAAAUGAAGAAUCAAU
This is a messenger RNA of Mytilus californianus (California mussel), 4948 nucleotides long. RefSeq names its product E3 ubiquitin-protein ligase COP1-like. The transcript is spliced from 21 exons. Bases 168 to 2027 code for a protein of 619 amino acids. Lineage: Eukaryota; Metazoa; Mollusca; Bivalvia; Mytilida; Mytilidae. The record is from RefSeq and is a predicted model, not a curated record. Gene Ontology annotation, molecular function: protein binding; ubiquitin protein ligase activity. Gene Ontology annotation, biological process: proteasome-mediated ubiquitin-dependent protein catabolic process.